Seriola dumerili (greater amberjack) is the source of this 1948-nucleotide messenger RNA. It is a transcript of the gene srpx, whose product is annotated as sushi repeat containing protein, X-linked. NCBI's taxonomy places the organism in Eukaryota, Metazoa, Chordata, Actinopteri, Carangiformes, Carangidae. The transcript is spliced from 10 exons. The coding region runs from base 22 to 1374 and encodes 450 amino acids. The record is from RefSeq and is a predicted model, not a curated record.
GCGUCCGUCCCGCGCCUCAAUAUGGACAUGUGGCUGCUGGUGCUCCUGUUUGUCCAGCUCUGUUUCUGCUCCGGGUAUGAAGGAUCAGGACAGUACGGCUACGGAGACGAUGAGGACUGGUAUUCUCGUAGAUAUAAAGGGACCCCGUGGUGCGCGCCCAUUAAGGUGAAACAUGGUGACGUGAGCUGUCGCACACCCAGAGGAGAGCACUACAGGAAUGUGAUGGGGACCCGCUGUAAAAUCCGUUGUAAGCAGGGAUACGAGGCCCAGAGCUCAGAGGUGGUGUGUAUGGCCAGCAAACACUGGUCCUCUAACUAUGCCUGCCGAGAGAUCCGCUGUGCCAAGCUGGACAUGCCCGCUAACGGCGGCUACAAGUGUUCGGACGGCUCCUACUUCAACUCUCGCUGCGAGUUCUUCUGCUCACCUGGAUUCAGUCUGAAGGGCCAGAAGACGGCAACCUGCCAGUACAGCAAGGUGUGGAGCGCUGGUGUUCCCACCUGUGUCGAUAUUGAUCCCCCUAAAAUCAAGUGCCCUAAUCUGAAGGACAAAUGGGCAGAACCAGGAAAACUGACAGCGAGGGUAACUUGGGACACACCAGAGGGUGUCGACACUGCAGAUGGCAUCCUUACAGAUGUUAUCCUGAAAGGGAAACCUUCAAAAUCAAACUUCCCCGAGGGGCUCCAUAAGAUGUCCUACACUGUGUUUGACCGCGCUGGGAACAAAGGAUCCUGCCGCUUCACUGUCAGAGUGCGAGUGCGCCGCUGCAGCUCACUGUUUCCCCCAGACAAUGGCUACAUGAAGUGUGACAGUGAUGGAGACAACUAUGGUGCCAAUUGUGAAUUCAAGUGCACCGGCGGCUACGAGCUACAGGGCAGCGCUGCCAGAGUGUGUCAGUACGGACUCACCUGGUCUGGCACAGAUACAACCUGUUCACCCAUGAACAUCAAUGUGGGAGUGCGGACGGCUGCUGCACUGCUGGACCAAUUCUAUGAGAAGCGACGGCUUCUCAUUAUCUCAGCGCCGACGGCUGCCAAUCAUAAUUAUCGCUUCCAGAUGACUAACUUACAGCACGCUCAGUGUGGACUGGACCUGAGGCAUGUGACAGUAAUUGAGCUGGUUGGGACUUACCCUGCACAGAUUGGACGAAUUCGACACAGGCUGCUCCCCCCAGGACUGGCCCUGCAGCUCAGGUUACUGCUCCAGAUCCCACAAAGGUCUUUCCAAAUGGUGCUGGUAGACAAGCAGGGCAUGGACAAGCAACGCUACCCGUUCCCGAUCACAGCCGCCGAAUUAUUCACCACCAUAGACACUUUCCCCCCCCGCAAGGAUGAGAUGUUGCUACAGCAGGAGGCGGGUCAGACCUGUCAAUCAUAAAACACCCUGGCCUUCGGUGCACUUCUAAUGGACUGUCGACCAUCUUCGAUCCUUUUCCUCCUCAGUCACAGCAGACAGGACCUGCUCUGAUCUUCUAUUUCUAUCCACAUGUCACACACUCCUACCUGAACUCAUUCAAUCCUGUAUCCUGAAGGUGUGAGUGUGACUGUGUGUCUGUGUGUGUGUGUGUGAAUGCAUGUAAAGUGUGUGUGCCAUCAAAAGUUUGGAUGUCAGUCAUGGUGCUGAUCUGAAGCAGGGGGAUUUAUAGAAAGAGGUUACUAAAUGGAAUGGGUCAUACAGUUACAAUCAUAUUGAUUCCUGAGUCUUGUCUUUCUGUACAUGUUUUAUUAUUAUUAUUAUUAAUAUUUUCAAAUCAGAAAUAUGUUUUACUAUUUUGUACAAAAAGUCUUUUUACUGUAUGAACUGGAAAACUUUUCACCUGUCUAAUAUUUAUGUCUUAUUUCUCUAAUAAUGAUGUACUCUGACACUCUAUGGAAAACUGUGUGUUAUGUACAGUGCAUCUGUACAUCUACGUCAGAAAUUACAAGACACUGAUUAAAUAUGUCUUCACGGA